AUGGCGGCAAGCUUCCUGCGGCCGCAGUUGAUGCGCUCGUCCAAAGCUGCCUUUGAGUGCGCCUUCUGUGCCCACCGCCGCUCUACCCAAUUCGCCAGACUUCGAUGUACUCGGUCGUUACGUCCUCCUUUAUCGAGAUUGUAUGCCACCGUGUCCCCUGGUGAUCCAAAGCCGCCUUCGGAAGACCCCGAGAAGCAGAAGAGGAAGCCUGAGAAUGCUGGAAAGGCCGAGAAACCCUCGGACGGACCUGGGAAAGAGGAUCCAAAUGCAGAGUCAGAGUCGAAGAAGGCCAGCACACAAGAAUUCUCUCCCCUCACGCUGGAAGAGAUCAAACAGAUCGACGAUGUUGCCCAAAUGAUCAAAACGGGUCUCCCAAAGGCCCAAGCUGACGCCGUGGACGAAGCUGCCGAGCUGAUGAAAAAGGGCGGAAUCCCCAAAGAACUCCGAGAAGUUCUGGAGGCGCGGCGAAAGGACCCCAGCAAGCGCAUUGACCUGGGUACCACGGUGCGUCUUGUGGGCCUCUUCACCAAGAUGUCACGCAUGACCCCCGAAGAGAUUCGACAAAAAUACGGCAAGAGCGAAACGUCCGAGGAAACUCCACUGUUCGAGCAGUCAAACAAGAGUGAAGAGAACAGUAAACAGCGCAAAGACAAGCAAAAGCAGCAGCAGCAGGGCGGACCCAGGGUUUACGAGUUCAAGCUCGACGCCAGCACCAUGAUCAUGACUGCUUUCAUUACCUACUACUUGUACCGUAGCCUGUAUCCUGGCGAGACGAGCCGAGAAAUCACUUGGCAGGAGUUCAGGACGACCUUCUUCGACAAAGGUCUGGUCAACAAGCUCACCGUCAUCAACCGAAAUCGAGUCAGGGUGGAAUUACAUCGUUCCGCCGUGGCCCAAAGGUACCCCGAGUCACCUGCCGCCCAGCCAAACUUCUAUUACUACUUUUCAAUAGGCUCGGUGGAAGCUUUUGAAAGACAUUUGGAUGAGGCACAGCAAGAAUUGGGCAUCCCGACGAAUGAGAGGAUACCCGUAGCUUACUCGGACGAAGUCCCCUUGAGCGCCGCCAUCUUCUCGUUUGGCCCAACACUUCUAUUUGUGGGUGCUCUGUUCUGGUUGUCGCGCAGAGCUGCGUCUGGUGCAGGUGGCCAGAGUGGUAUUUUUGGCAUCGGCAAGUCGAGGGCGAAACGAUUCAACCACGAGACUGAUAUCAAAACCAAAUUUACCGACGUUGCCGGCAUGGACGAAGCAAAGCUGGAAAUUAUGGAGUUCGUCUCCUUCUUGAAAGAUCCUUCGAAAUACCAGCGGCUGGGCGCAAAGAUCCCCCGGGGGGCCAUUCUGUCUGGUCCUCCGGGUACUGGUAAGACCUUGUUGGCCAAGGCGACUGCUGGUGAAUCUGGUGUUCCCUUCUUCUCUGUCUCCGGCUCCGAAUUCGUCGAAAUGUUUGUCGGUGUCGGUCCCUCUCGAGUGCGCGAUCUGUUCGCCAAUGCCCGAAAGAAUGCGCCGUGCAUCAUCUUCAUUGACGAAAUCGAUGCCAUUGGCAAAUCAAGAGCCAAACAAAACUUUGGUGGUGGCAACGAUGAGCGGGAAUCGACCCUCAACCAGAUCUUGACUGAGAUGGAUGGCUUUAACACCUCCGAACAAGUCGUCGUCCUCGCAGGUACGAACAGACCUGAUGUCCUCGACAAGGCUUUGAUGCGUCCGGGUCGGUUUGACAGACACAUUGUUAUCGACCGACCCACCAUGGACGGCCGCAGGCAAAUAUUCAAAGUCCAUCUCCGCAAGAUCGUCACCCACGUGGACAUGGACUACCUCACCGGCCGCCUGGCAGCGCUGACGCCAGGAUUCUCGGGCGCAGAUAUCGCCAACUGUGUCAAUGAAGCUGCUCUCAUUGCAGCUCGCCAGAACGCCGCGUCAGUCGAAAUGCUUCAUUUCGAACAAGCAAUCGAACGUGUCGUUGGUGGCCUGGAGAAGAAGUCACUAGUUUUGACGCCAGAGGAGAAGAAAACCGUAGCAUAUCACGAGGCUGGUCAUGCCAUCUGCGGCUGGUACUUCAAGUAUGCCGACCCCCUACUCAAAGUGUCCAUUAUCCCGAGAGGCCAAGGGGCUUUGGGAUACGCCCAAUACCUCCCUGCCGGAGGUGGUGACGUGUAUCUUCUGAACGUCAAACAAUUGAUGGACCGUAUGGCCAUGACAUUGGGCGGACGCGUCAGCGAGGAAAUCUGGUUCGACACUGUCACGAGCGGAGCAUCUGAUGAUUUCAACAAGGUCACACGGAUGGCCACGGCUAUGGUCACUGAAUGGGGUAUGUCUCCCAAGAUCGGCUACCUGCACUAUCGCGACGACGAGCAAAGGCUCCACAAACCUUUCUCGGAAGAAACCGCGCGAAAUAUCGACACAGAGGUCCGCCGGAUCGUGGAUGAAGCAUAUAGACAAUGCAAGGAUCUGCUGCUCGAGAAAAAGGAUCAGUUACAGGCUGUGGCAGAGGAGCUGUUGAAAAAGGAAAUGCUUGUCAGGGACGACUUGGUCAGGAUCCUGGGACCGAGACCAUUUGAGGAUCCAGGCGACUUCUCGAAAUACUUCAAUAAUGAACAGGGACACAAAAGCGCACCGCCACCGCCACCUACGGAGCAAUCAGGUCCGUCAGGAGAUAUCCCAGAACAACCAGCACCUGCAUUCAAGUCUCUCUUCAGAUAA
This is a messenger RNA of Fonsecaea erecta, 2694 nucleotides long. RefSeq lists its product as hypothetical. Bases 1 to 2694 code for a protein of 897 amino acids. NCBI's taxonomy places the organism in Eukaryota, Fungi, Ascomycota, Eurotiomycetes, Chaetothyriales, Herpotrichiellaceae. The record is from RefSeq and is a predicted model, not a curated record. The transcript is spliced from 2 exons. Gene Ontology annotation, cellular component: m-AAA complex; membrane. Gene Ontology annotation, molecular function: ATP binding; ATP hydrolysis activity; ATP-dependent peptidase activity. Gene Ontology annotation, biological process: protein-containing complex assembly; mitochondrial protein processing.